GCAUGAAAUUGAAAAAACCAGCUAAGUGCAUCAUGAAAACUAAUCAAGAAAUAGUGAAAGACGACGUAUCAAUCUUUAGCGACGCGUCUCUAAGGAGAUCUGAAUCUAUUUAUAAUGACAUUAACGCGCCACAUUAUCGAGACUUUCUCAAUGAUAUAACUUUUGGAGAAGGAGACUCUUGGUUUGAUAAGCAAAAUAAUACGACCAUAUUAUCAUUUUUUGAAAAGAAGGUCGACGAUGUUACUACAGUAAUACAAAAACAACAACCCGUGAAGAAGUGCGUUCCAGAACUAACGGUGCCAAGGCC
This is a messenger RNA of Dentiscutata heterogama, 307 nucleotides long. Lineage: Eukaryota; Fungi; Glomeromycota; Glomeromycetes; Diversisporales; Gigasporaceae. The record is from the annotation of a GenBank genome assembly.